This is a messenger RNA of Stomoxys calcitrans (stable fly), 1914 nucleotides long. RefSeq lists its product as uncharacterized. The coding region runs from base 3 to 1904 and encodes 633 amino acids. The record is from RefSeq and is a predicted model, not a curated record. The transcript has 2 exons. NCBI's taxonomy places the organism in Eukaryota, Metazoa, Arthropoda, Insecta, Diptera, Muscidae.
ACAUGGCGCCGCGUGUGAAUAAAAUAACCAUUAGAAAAUAUUUUAAUAUAGAAAAUAAUCAAGCUGCUUGCAAACUGUGCACACAUACAUUGAAAGCUGAUAGGCUUUUUAAUUUAAAGACGCAUAUAAUAAAGGUGCAUAAUAUAAAAGAGGAAAAUUUUGCAAAAGAGAAGAGCAGUAGUGUCAACCACAAGCACCAUAGUAAAAUUAAAAAUAGAAACCAAAUGUUCAGAAUCGAAAUAAGUAAAAAGCAGCUAUUUCGCUCUUACAUCGGCUUGGUAAUCGAAGACAGCAUUCGCUUGGAUAUUUUGAAUUCGGAAAAUUUACAAAAUAUCCUAAAUCCCAUAUUCCAGGGACUUGGUCGAAGAACCGGAAAGUUUUAUAGGCUUAACAGCAGCAAUAUCGAAAAACACGUGGAACACGUGGCAGCCAGCAUAAGGGAGGCUUUAAAAAAUGAGCUUAAACCUAGACUUUUGUCGCUUAAAAUCGAUAGUGCCACACAAUUGUCGCCCAACAUGUUUGCCAUAAGUGCUCAGUUUAUACAGGAUAGCGAAAUUCAAACCCGCGUACUGGGAAUGAUUGAAUUAAAAGAUGCCGACGCUAGUAUUACCAGCAAACUAGCAGCGGAAAUACUAAAGACUUUAGCAAAAUUUGAAAUCAAUUUGAGCCAGUUACACUGCAUUACUUCGAACAAUGGAGCAAACAUGGUGUUGCCACAUUGUGGCAUUUUUGUAGAUGACCAUGAUGAUGAGGCGGAAGCUGGAAAUGAAAUUUAUAUGAUGAAUCUUAAAAUGUCUGAAGAUUUUUCAGCCAUAAACUUGGGCGAAAUGCAAAUUUGUCCCAGUGCCGCUUACACCGCGCAGCUUUGUGUGCUAGAUGUGACCAAGGAUGUGGAGAUAAAAAAAUUCAUAAUUAGUUGUCGCAACUUGACCAGGUUCAUUAAGAAUCCUUUAAAUGGUUAUGAGGCAAUGUUUGAGCUUAAAAGCCUUGCCCUACCUCAGCUGGACUGUGCUACGAGAUGGGGAUCUACCUAUAAAAUGAUACAGACACUUAAAAAUGCCAAAGAUGUUUUGGCUGAAAUUGAAAACUCCUUGCAGUAUAAUUUCUGGGACUAUGUUGAGGCAUAUUGUCUUUCCUUUGAGCCUCUGCAGAACACCAUAAUCAAAUUCCAAACCGAACAACUACACUAUGGUGAUUUUUAUGCCGAAUGGUUAAAGUGCAAGAUAUGCACCAACAAAUUGCUGCAAAAAAUUGACAAACCAUUUGUUAAAAAAAUAGCCGGCACACUUUUACACAGCAUGGAGAUUAGGCAAACACAGCUUUUGGAUAAUGACAACUUAAUUUCUUGCCUUUAUCUUGAUCCACGUUUUCACCACACCUUAACUGCGACACAAAAACAAGAUGCGGCUAUGCAUCUCAACAAACUUUAUGAACGAAUAAAACCUAUGGUUAUACCCAAUGAAGAAAGCCGCACAAAAUUCCCAUCUGUAACAAUGCAUACUGAAGACUUGGUCCAGGAGGAUGAAGAUGAUUUGCUAAAUGCAUAUCUAACUCAAAAUUUGAAGCCCACAGGCGAUAAUUGCCCGGAUGUUUAUAGCAAACUAUUAAACCUUCAGCUGCCGUUUCUACGUGCAGGCUCUAAUGUUCUAAAGUUUUGGAGAGAUAAGCAGUAUACCGAACCAGAGUUAUAUGAUUUAAGCGAGAUAUGUUUUGCAGUUCCCGCAGGAUCAACUCAGGCGACUCUAGAAGGUGCCCUUUCCUCUCUCAAACACAUAGUGGCCGGAAACCGAAAUCAAAUUAAUCACGACACUCUUGAGAACAUAUUGCUGGUGAAGUUGAAUACUUCAUUUAUAGAUAAAGCAAUCGACACUCUGCCAUUAUUUGCAGACGAUCAAUUGGAUUAAAUACGUGUAC